UGUUAUGCUUCUGUUCUUGCAUCUUUAUUUUUUUGAGUUUUCUACGGUGUGAAAUUCAUUAAGGAAUGUCAAGUAAUUGCAUUUUUGUAUGUUUUAAUUCUUAUUUUUUGUUUUUAGAAAAAGAUGAGUUCCUUCACUUUUCUGCAUUUCACAAAAUUUCUUCACCUUUUUCUCUAGUUCCGAACAAUCCUUACUUAAACUAGAUUGUUUUUCAACUCUGAUCUGUCCCUUGGUUGGCAUCACUCACCUUCAAAUAUCUAUAGGGAAGAAAUUUUGGACAAGGAUUCCAGUCUGUUUAUAGCAGACAUAAUUAGGAGGAAGUCCCAGAAGCAGUAGAGGUCAGUGGCUGCACCAGGAUGAAAAUUGUUUUGUUUUAAGGGUGAUGUCAUCUCUGAGCAAAGUGAAAUGAGCCAGAAGGCAAAUGAGAAUGUAGACAGGAAUGCCCAAUUCCUUUUACAGCCCCAGAAACCCGUUCAGCCUUACCUCUGCUCGACGAAUGAUUUUCAAGAAGAGAGAAACUUUUUGGCAAACUACAUCCUCCCUCAGCUGAAUGAACUCUGCAAUUCCUGGGGCACGUACUUCAAAGCUGUGGACCUGAGGUGGUCAGCGUUGAAGGCCCAGGCACCCUUACCCUCCAGCCUGUUUAGACAGCAUUUUUGUCUCCACUUGCAACGUCUGAAGCUCUGUCUCGACUACAUGAACAGCUGCUUUCCCUUUUUUAUCUACUUGCUGGGUCAGACAUAUGGGGACUUUGUCCCUGACUACUCGCCAGUCCUGUUCUCCGAGGCAACUGACUUGUCAACUUUAUCCAUAGUGGAACAGAAUCUCUAUGUUGCUGCAAAAAACAGUUAUCCUUGGGUCCUGGAGAAUGCCAACUGCAGUCUGAUGGAAUUAGAGGUCAUCCAAGCAGCAUUUCUGAAUGAGCCUCAAUUUCAGUAUUUUUACUUUAAGACAGAAAUCAUGCUGCUGAAGACUUUGGAUGAGGAAAAGGAGGAGAUAAUAUCCUCAGGUUUUCUGACAAACGACGAGUUAAAAUUAAAGAUGGGGAAGCUUAAGGCCAAGAUUAUUAGCAAAGGGCUCCCUGUCAGAUUUUAUAGAGAUCUCCAUGAGUUGGGUGAGCUGGCUCUCCAGGACUGGUCGGUUGUGAUAGAAACACUUUCACCAGCCACUUUAAUGAUGGAAAAUAUAGGCAAGAGACUUUUGGCUGCCAGGCUCGCUGUCUCCUCGUUGCAAAUUUAUCAUGGGCACCAUCUCCUCCAGCCGGUCCUACAAGUUGCUGUGUGCCCGCCCCGAUGUGAGGAUGGUGGAACUCGUUAGCACCGGAGAUGAAGAGGGCUGGACAGUUGGGUGGCCGACACCGUGUGCUUGUUGAGCGCCUCACUUUGUCGUUUGGCUGAGUAGAUGAGAUAAUCCAGCUUCUGGACAUGCUGGGCUACAAGGACCAUUACAAAGUGACCACGUCGCACUGGGCUGCUUUCUGCAAUGCCACCAAACAGUGGGUCCAGGAGGAGCCUGACAGCCUCCUGUACUUUUGGCACCAAUCCCUGCAAAGUGCUGUGGAGCCAAGCUUCUUGGUGUAAUCACUCCCGUCAGAGAAAUCGGUGCAUAUGCCUCUCAGGACCCCAUGAAUCAAAAGAAAACACAUUUCCACCGAAUCUUGAUCAGAUUCUUCCAACGGCAAACGGCUUUCCAGAGAGUGUAUGAGGAACUGCCUUGGCACAUGAAGAUGAGCGGCUGCUGGGAGGAUCUGUGCAGCUUUCUCUCAAGUCCUAGAUUCCAAAGGAAGCAAGCAAUUGAAUAUUACAAACAAGUGAUAAAAAUAAAGGAAAAUGCAGGCACUCUGGCCAAUUCCUCCCUCGCCUGGAAGGAGCUGAGCUUCAGCCUAAGCGAUACCUUGUAUAAAUUAGAAGAAACGCCAAGCAUCUCAGUCACAUUUAGAAGGAAGAAAUUAAACAAAGGCUCAAGUGGGUGACUUUCAGUGGCAGGUCAAUUGUUGAUAAGUGACUCCUGUCAUCAAGUUAUGAUGGAGGCUGUGGACUAUUUGUACAGGUCACUCGAUUUAAG
Molecule: messenger RNA, 2064 nt
Organism: Camelus dromedarius (Arabian camel)
Lineage: Eukaryota; Metazoa; Chordata; Mammalia; Artiodactyla; Camelidae
Product: putative tetratricopeptide repeat protein 41
Cellular component (GO): Cul4-RING E3 ubiquitin ligase complex
Source: RefSeq, a predicted model, not a curated record